GAUUAAGCGGCCAAGCAGUUCCGGUUGACAAGGGGCGGAAAAUUCAAACACCUGUCAAAGAUUUUGUUUUGUAACUGGAGAUGACUGGGAUCUGAAAAAUGUUGACAACAAGGAGUAGAUUCAAAGUGUUGAAUGAGAUAGCCCAACAGAACAAGGAACAGAUUGAUACAGUCACAGAAGAAAAAAGAGAGAAAAGAAGAAAGAAAGUGAUAAGAGAAUUGUUUGAAACAGAAAAAACUUAUCUGAAUCAUCUAGAGUUAGUGAACAAGUAUUUUGAUUUCCCACUGAGGUUUAACUGUUUAAUCCCAGACAGCAUCCACAAUAAGAUCUUUGGUAAUAUAGAACAGAUAUGUGAGGUGAACAAGACACUUCAGGAGUAUAUGGAACAAACCACUAUAGGCCAGGCCUUUCACUAUCUGGGACCAUUUCUAAAGUUAUACUCAUCAUAUGCUAACAAUCAUGAAACUGCUUUAGCAGCCUUGCAGGAAUGGUUACAGAAAAGCACAGAAUUCAAAGAUUUUAUCCAGACUCAAGAAGAACGUUCAGAUUUAAACGGUCUGAAACUUAAUGCUUUACUGAUUACUCCUGUACAGAGAAUACCAAGAUAUAGACUUUUACUAGAAGACUUAUUACAGUGUACAACAGAAGAACAUCAUGAUUAUAUACAGAUAAAAGAAUCUGCCCAGCAGGUGGGAGAAAUAGCCAGUCAUAUAAAUGAACAUAUAAAACAACAUGAGAACUUCCAGAAAAUGUUGAGUAUCCAAAAGUGUUUUGACAGCUCAGCACCAAAAAUUCUGGCUCCAGGCAGAGAGUUUCUUAGGGAGGGAGUACUGAAAAAGGUUUCAAGGAAAGGUGGGAAGUCACAUGACAGGAUGUUCUUCCUGUUUUCUGACAUGAUGCUUUAUGGGAAGGCUAAGUUUUUAGACAGUGGUAACAAUACCUACUCUUGUUGUUGUGUACUACCAUUAAAACACUGCCAAGUAGAGAGAAUGUUUGGACAGAGUAAGAAUGGCAAUACUAGUCUGACAGAAACUGGAGGCAUGUUUUCUAUUGCAUGUAAAGAUGAGAGUUUACUGUUGUUGUCACAUGACCCAGAAAAUGUCCAGCAAUGGGUGGAAACUCUGGAGUCGGCUAUCAAAAAGUUGUGUAAAGACAGAUCUACUCUGAGAAAACCUAGCAGCAAUAAACUACCAAUGAGGGGCAAGUCACUUUGGAGACAGAAAAAACAGGAAAAGAUGGAGGAAAAAAAGAUGAAAGCUAAAUUACAACCAGUCACUGAGGAUACAACAACAUGUCCAGAAUCUCCAUGUUUACCUGAUGGAUUAUCUCCCUUUAAAAAAACAUUUCCUGAUAUUAUAAGCUGUAUGUCACCUAAAAGGAGAAAAUUGCAAAAGGAUCGAACUAAUUCACCACUUCCCCCUCCCCGUCAAAGGAAAAGGGGUGUGGCUAGCAUAUCUGAUGAUUAUUCCAGUUCACCCGUGCCUAAGAGAUUGACAAGAAGGCCAUUGUCUGAAUCAGAAUAUAGUCAGGCAUCUGAUGUAUUUGAGGAUACCAAUGAUUGGAUUACUACUUCCACUCCAUCAGCUGAUUGCACUGAAAACACUUUCAUGCAGGUCACUAUGGAUGACCUUGACCUGGCAGAGGUCACAAAUAAUUCAUUUUGUCAACCGAAAGCUAAUGAUGAAAAAGCAUCAACGGAUGUGUAUUAUACUAACAGCUAUAGAGAUCAGAAAAGUCAGACGUGCACCAGAAAACCAUUUACAAGAUUAUUGAAUACAGGAAGAGGGUUCACAAAGAGAUGUCACAGUGCCAUUAACAAUGUUCAGACUAGAAUUAGUGAAACAAAACAGAACUGUUCUAUACAAUAGCUUUAACUUGUAGGAUACAAAUAAUUAUUUUGCCUCAGCCCUUUGAACCUGCAAUCUGUGUGUCAAAUGAUGAGUAGUGGGUAAAUUUAAUGGCACAUUAGAUUCUGUGUCUUCAAAAUUAAGAAGGUUGGAGAAAAUAUAGACAUUCAAUAGUUUUGAAUGUGUGUUUUUUGUAGGUUGUAUAUGGUAUAUUUGUAAAAUAAUCAGAUAUACUGUGGAUUCAUCAUUAUUCGUUGGAUACCAAUUUUCGUGGAUUUCAAUGGUAGUGGUGAACCACGAAAUUAAAUGUUCAACGAAUGACAAAUUAUCUAAAGGCUUGUAUGAGGACCUUGGCAAAACCACGAAAUUAAAUAUCUACAACAUGCAAGUUUUCCUU
Messenger RNA from Mytilus trossulus (common blue mussel), 2244 nucleotides. Its product is annotated as rho guanine nucleotide exchange factor 39-like. The record is from RefSeq and is a predicted model, not a curated record. Gene Ontology annotation, biological process: intracellular signal transduction. NCBI's taxonomy places the organism in Eukaryota, Metazoa, Mollusca, Bivalvia, Mytilida, Mytilidae. Gene Ontology annotation, molecular function: guanyl-nucleotide exchange factor activity. The coding region runs from base 99 to 1868 and encodes 589 amino acids. The transcript is spliced from 13 exons. Gene Ontology annotation, cellular component: cytoplasm.